Naegleria fowleri is the source of this 2703-nucleotide messenger RNA. RefSeq lists its product as uncharacterized. The record is from RefSeq and is a predicted model, not a curated record. Gene Ontology annotation, molecular function: protein binding. The coding region runs from base 1 to 2703 and encodes 900 amino acids. The transcript has 3 exons. NCBI's taxonomy places the organism in Eukaryota, Heterolobosea, Eutetramitea, Acrasida, Naegleriidae.
AUGAACCCAAGUCUUCCUCUUCCACCAAUAUCUGAAACAGAGCUCGACAAGGGGCUACUUAAUUUAAUCAACAGAAAAUUGGUUCCUUCAUUUAUUGACCUAUCACCAUUAGUGAAUACAAACGAAGAAAACACACCAUUGGUGGCACAGCCUGCAGUCCUUAAUCCUUUUCAUACUCAGCUCAUCAAGAAGCAAGUGCAGACAUCUGAAGAACAAAAACCUGUACUUUUCAAAAUGCAAAACUCCUCUCGAAGCUUACAUGACCAAGCAUGCAUUCAAGAACCUCGAGGUAGCCGAAAGAAAGAGGCACCAACCAUCAUACCUUUUGGUAACCAAAAAAUAAUUAAUGUCAAGAGUGAUAACGCAUCAAUCUAUUUACCAAAGAAUGCAAUACAACAACCUCUCAACUCAACUCUUGAUCCUACCGAGGAUCAAAAAUUGAACGCUCUCUUUGAGGCGAAUCACGAAAAGAAAAAACAGCAAUAUUUAAGAACGUAUUUGGAUCUCAUGGAUGAGUACAGCUUGCACCAUGUCAUCGUACGGCAUGGAACUUUACUAAACAAUACCCCAGAAUACUUAUCUUUUUAUCGAACUUAUCAGUAUAACUGGCCUAAAAUCUAUGGAAUUCUAAUGCUUCUAGAGAGACUUUUGAAAGAUUUUUCAGUUCCGCUGGCAUAUGUGGAUGGUAAAAAAGUUGUAUUUUUAGCUGAGAAGACUGUAGACCCCACCAAUCAACAAUUAAUUGAUUGUCUUGUAAAUAGUGAAACUGUAAUUCCAUAUAUCCAUCUACCUGACGUGAAAUUUUUAGGAAGAAAUGGUCCAAAUUUGGCUGCAACAGCUAUUCAACGAGUUUGGAGAGGAUAUUCUCAACGAAACAAGUUCAAAGAGCUUAAGAGACAACACCAUAUGGCUUCCAUCAUUCAGAGAUGGUGGUUCUUAAGGACACGUUUAUUUCGAACUAAAGAAAGGAUUCAAAAACUUCUUUAUGACGAAGAAUUUAAAUGGAAAUCGAAAAUGGAAGAGUUUAAGAAAAAUUGGGACACCAUCAAGAAAGCAAAACGAACAAUUGUUCAUAUUAAUUCUUUAAGCUAUGAUGAGAGCGUGCGAAAAACAUUUCCUAAAUUUAAAUCCCACCAAAAUUCACAAUUAUUUAGGUUGCUCGAUCUGUUGGAUCCUAAUGUAGACAUAAUAUUUAUUGCAUCAUAUCAUAUUGACAGCGAUGCUUUAUCCUAUGUGGUAAAAUUGUUAGAAUAUUAUGGUGUGGAAGAGCCAAUGAAACGAGUGAAAUUUGUAACACCUGAAAAUAGUGACAAAUUCCAAGAAAACCUAUCCUUGUCGACCCUUGUUUACUAUUCUCAACGAACUUUAAAACAUAUCAAAACGCUGGUAAUGGGUAAGGUGGCUUUCAUCGUUCCAGGCCAUAUUGGAAAAGAUGAUUUGAGGUUGGCCAUUAAACUUCAGCUUCCAAUUUUAGGACCAGACCCUUUGAAUUCUACGAUAUAUGGAACAAAAUCUGGAAGCAAACGAAUCUUUUCACAAGCUGAUGUGAACACGCCAAUCGGUAUUUAUGAUAUUUAUGAAGAAGAAGACUUGAUCUCAAAUUUAACAAAAAAGAUCCUUGAAUAUCCCAACUUUAAUAGAUGGCUAAUUAAAAUUGACACCGAAAUGAGUGGACGAGGAUUAGCCUAUUUGGAAACAUCAAGCGUUCAUGCUGUCAAGGAAAAGAGGAAAAAUGAACCCCUUUUUACAGAUAGAGUUCGAACAAAAAUCCUAGAAGAACUCUCAGAAUACAUGCCUGAGAGAAUUAACCUUGUUUCAAAAUAUGUUUAUCCAAAGUGGAUGGAUUUCAUCACAUCUCUAAAAAAUAGUGGAGGAGGAGUAAUAGAGGCUGUGCCUAACAAAAUUAUUGGCUCUCCAACUGUGAAUUUGUAUAUUGAGCCAAACGGUGAGAUUCAAAUUCUUUCUGUUCAAGAACAAUUACUGAGUCCUCAAUAUUGCGCUCAAGGAUGUGCAUUUCCACAAUAUUCUGCUCCAUAUGAAGCGCUAAGGGAAGCUUCUCUAUCUGUAGGACAUGUUUGUUAUUCGAAGAAGAUCAUGGGAUAUCUUUCAAUUGAUUACGUUAUUUUUUUAGACGAGAAAGAAAGUGCAAGAAUGUGGGCUGUGGAUUUGAAACUGCGCUUGACAGAUAACUCUCUUAUGCAUCGUGUGUUUGAGCUAGUGACGAACAGCCAGUUUGAUAUGAAUAGAGGAAUAAUGGUGAGGAAAGAUCACGACAGUACAAAUGGCUUGACAGAAGUGAAGCGCUCUUACAUUUAUAGUGGAAUAAUGAGAAAUCCCUCAAUAAGCACAUGGCAUCACUCUUCUUUUUUCAAUGAUUGCAGAAUGAAUGGUCACUCGCUGGAUUGUGUUGGACAAUUUGGAGUUGUUUUCCAACAAGUGGAUUCUCUGCUAAGAGGUCAGCUUGGGGAGCUUUGCAUUGGGAAAAACUCUGAAGAAGCCAUCAGUUUUUUCACCAGUCUCGUUGAAUUUAUUUCGAACAUGACCAACGAUGAAGAUCAUGGCCUUCCAUUCGGUUACGAAUCCAAUUUGUGCAACGUGGAGGCUCUCUCUCGUUGGUUGUCUUCUGCAUCCCCAUCCACUCGUAACUCAUCAAGUAGUAAUAGUAGUAGGACUUGUGAUUUGAGCAGCAGCAACAUAAAUUGA